Molecule: messenger RNA, 2434 nt
Organism: Durio zibethinus
Lineage: Eukaryota; Viridiplantae; Streptophyta; Magnoliopsida; Malvales; Malvaceae
Gene: LBD22
Product: LOB domain-containing protein 22
Source: RefSeq, a predicted model, not a curated record
UUCCUGUAUAACCUACAAAGGAGUCAUCUUUUUGCUUCACCUUUUGAUUCACCAAUAUUAAGAAUUAAAUGCAAUACUCCAGCUAAGCACUGUUUGUCCUAUCAUUGAAGGGUGUCGUGGUUGAUAUGAGACCCAUUUCUGCAAGGGACUUGUCCUGUUGGCUCUUGUUCUCAAACCUUGAAUGCAAGCUUUCGGAGUUGAGUUUAAUCUGAAGCCUCAAGAGUGCUUUCUGAAAAACUGCUUUUUCUUAGUUAAUUAGAGUAGAAAUAAGAAGAAAGUCGUCAGAAAUUCACUGAAAAUAAACAUUCGAGAAACAACGGAAACAGAGUAAUGCCAAUUUUAGCAAUCCAUGUAUCUUGAAAAAGGCAGAAUAAAAGUUUAGAAACCCCAAAAAAUAGGCAAGGGAAUGAAUCUAUUUGUCUCAAAGUCGGUCUGCCAACUUUCCAAACUUCUGAAGACCCAUUAAACCCUCCAAAAAUAUCCAUCAUAACAGAAUUUGUUAACUCUAUCUGUGACCCUUUCCCCUUCAUAUAUCAACCUGUCUGUCAUUCCUUUCAUUUCUCUGCAUCUCCCAUUUUCCCCUGCCUUAUUCCCAUCCCACCAGGAGAAAACAAAGGAAGAACAAAAAAAAAAAAAACUGCACCAUCCCCGGCGGCAACGCAUCCGAUAUCUCAUCAUCCCCCCCAAACAAGAAGAAAAAAAAAAGGGAAACAACACCACCAAAAUAUGAGCAUUUCAAGAAGUGGUAGUAACGGCACAACACAAGCUUGCGCUGCGUGUAAAUACCAACGCAGGAAGUGCACUCCUGACUGCAUUCUCGCCCCUUAUUUUCCCCAUGAUCGCCAAAGACAAUUCCAAAAUGCGCAUAAAUUGUUUGGAGUCAGCAACAUCAACAAGAUCAUCAAGAACCUGAAUCCCCCUGAGAAAGACAUUGCUAUGCGUACCAUUGUAUUUCAAUCCGAUGCACGAGCCAGUGACCCUGUCGGAGGUUGUUAUAGGAUCAUCCAAGAGCUUCAGCGUCAGAUUGAGUACAGCCAGGCUGAGCUUGACCUGGUUUUUCAUCAGCUAGCCAUAUGCCGAGCACAGGCCGUUCAGCAGCACCAACAGCAGACGUCUCACUUGCAAAUGCAAGAACCUGGGUGUAAUUCAACGCUGGGCUGUGAAAUGGUGGAUCCAGAUCCAUUAAACUCGUAUAAUUCGAAUUAUUAUUAUGCUCAAGAACCUCAUGAGGAGCAAUUUGCCAUGAAUGAUAACAACCAACAUCACUUGCAAGAAAAUUAUGAUCGUUCAUGGGGCAUACAAGAAUCAACAACAGCCUUAUCAUCUUUGAAUAUCAAGCAGGAUUUUAUCAAAGAAUGUGAUGAUAAUCAUGAUGAAGUUAAGCCCGAGCUUGGGAUACCUUAUGAAAGACAUGAGAUCAAGUUUGAGACCGAAGAACUAGUUGAAAGGACGUUUGUUCCAUCGACACAGUUAGUUAUGUCAUCUUAGUCAUAAAUUUUGUACAUCUCUUAUCAGUUAUGAGAUGAUGAUAUAUAUAAUAUCAAGAAAAAAAAUAAAUGCAUAUUAACAUGCAGAAUAAAGUUUUGAUAUAUAAUAUAUUAUGUGGUGUCCAUUUUACUUCUGGUCUGUUCAAGGAUCAUUUGAAAUAUUGCUUUUCCAAGGCUCACUCUCCAUUUUCUUUCUCUACUUCUCUUUUUGAAUUAUUCAAGUCAUGCACCUUCAAUUCUGUCGUCAAAUUGUUAUUCAUUACCCGAAUAUAUCUAGUUUCUCUUCCUCUCCCUCUCUCUUCAGUUUCUCUACAUAGCCAAUUAUAUCUCUUUCCUCCUCCAGGGAUACCCUUUCCAAUUAAAAGAAAAAAAACAUCUGAAACAAGUUUUUUUUUUUUUUUUUAAUUUAGCAGCCAAGGAUUCGUGAACCUUGCCCAAUACAUUCUUUCUCCGGGCUGACCCUAAAUCCUGAACAAAGAGUUCCUGAUACAUAGUUCCUAAAAAAACACCAAAAAAUGCCCCGGACUACCAAAAAAGGUACUCGUAUUAAUCCAUUGGACUUGCAAAAUUUCCCUUCACCACAUCUAAGCAAAGAAAAAUCAGAUAGAGCAAAUUCUUGUUGAGACAAUAGAUACAAUUGAAGACCGAAGAAAUCAUAAGAUAAAAGAAGCGUAUAUUUUAGUAUAGACAUGAGCAUUAAAUCCAGUAUAGUUGCAAUUUCAUUACUUUAAUUUUCUUUUCUGGUGGCAGCUGGAAAUUAAGCCUAGCUAUUGAAAUUUUUGCAGUCUCAUAGUUUAACAAGCUACCUCCUUUUCCUUGUCCUUUUUGGACUGUGAUCGAUCAUGCAUGCAAACUCUUCUUGAACCAAGUCCAUUUUCCUUUUUUUUUUCCCUUUCUAGGGACUGAUCAUGUAUUUAUAUAGAACAUUCAAUGAAAUUUUGUGUAUA